CUUCUCUUUUUUUUCUUUUCUUCUUUCCCACCUCAUCUCCCUCAUAAUUUCCAUCCAUAUCUGCCAUCAUGAACGCUUCUGAUCCGGUCGAUGUGACCGAGAUCGCCAAAGCACGCGCCACCAUGACCGACAGCAAAGAGAUCUCUGUUCAGCGCCAGCGAUCGUCCAGUCCCAGCAUCGAGGAGAUCCCUGCCUCCAAGGAGAUUGCCGUGGCCGAGGUGACGCCGGUGGAUGACGAUCUCGACUCGAAGAAGACGUACCCCACUGACGAUGAUCUGCGUACGCUGCGUCGCGUCGCAGGCAAGAUCCCUUGGACGGCCUACACUGUAGCGUUUGUCGAGCUCUGCGAGCGUUUCUCCUACUACGGCACCACGGCGGUCUUUGUCAACUUCCUCCAGCGUCCUCUGCCCGAUGGUUCCACCACCGGUGCGGGUGGGGAUGAUGGCAUCCCAGGCGCCCUGGGCUUGGGUCAACAGGCCUCGACUGGCUUGACCUUGUUCAAUGCCUUCUGGGCCUACAUCAUGCCCCUGGUAGGUGCCUACAUGGCCGAUCAGUACUGGGGCCGAUUCCGCACCAUCAUGUUCUCGAUCGGCGUCGCUCUCGUCGGUCACAGCAUCCUGAUCGUCUCCGCCAUUCCCGCCGUCAUCGCGCACCCCGGCGGCUCGGUCGCGUGUUUCUCGAUUGGUCUGAUCAUCAUGGGCAUGGGCACGGGCGGUUUCAAGUCCAACAUCUCCCCCCUGAUCGCCGAGCAGUACCGCGAGGAUACACCCUACAUUCAGACCCUGGAGUCCGGCGAGCGCGUCAUCAUCGAUCCCGCCGCUACCGUCUCUCGCAUCUACCUGUACUUCUACUUGAUGGUCAACACUGGCUCUCUCGCCGGCCAGGUCAGCAUGGUCUACGCCGAGCGCUACGUCGGCUUCUGGCUGUCGUACCUGCUGCCUACCAUCAUGUUCCUCUGGUGCCCUAUCGUGCUCUUCCUCUGCCGUAACAAGUAUCACUUUGUGAAGCCGACGGGGUCGGUGUAUCUGCAGGCCUUCCGCCUGUGGAAGAUGGCGAUGAAGGGACGCUGGUCGCUGAACCCAGCCCGAAUGUUCAAGAAGAAUGACCGUCCGUUCUGGGACGGGGUCAAGCCGUCCGCACUUGGCGCCAACCGCCCGGAGUGGAUGACGUUUGACGAUGAAUGGGUGGACGAGGUCGCUCGUGGCCUCAAAGCCUGCAAGGUCUUCCUGUGGUACCCUCUGUAUUGGCUGGCCUACAACCAAAUGUUGAACAACCUCACCUCCCAAGCGGCUACAAUGCGUCUCGGCGGCGUCCCCAACGACAUCAUCAACAACCUCAACCCCCUCGCCCUCAUCAUCUUCAUCCCCAUCAUGGACCGCCUCGUCUACCCGGGCCUCCGCCGGAUCGGCUUCCAAUUCACGCCCGUCAAGCGCAUCACAGCCGGGUUCUUCUUCGCAGGCACGUCCAUGAUCGCAGCAACAGUCACCCAACACUACAUCUACAAGCUCGGCGACUGCGGCAAGGAGGCCAACUUUUGUCUCGACAAGCACAAGAAGUACUCCCCCAUCUCCGUCUGGGUCCAGGCUCUUACCUACGUGCUGGGCGGUAUCUCUGAGAUCUUCGCCUCGGUCACCUCCCUCGAGUAUGCCUUCACCAAGGCCCCCCGUAACAUGCGCUCUCUCAUCCAGGCUGUCGCGCUCUUCAUGAAUGCUUUCUCCUCGGCCAUCGGCCAGGCCUUCGUUGGUCUUGCGGAGGACCCCCUACUGGAGUGGAACUAUGCCGUCGUGGCUAUUCUGGCUUUCAUUGGCGGCGUGGGCUUCUGGUCGACGAACUAUAAGCUUGAUCGCCAGGAGGAUGAGCUCAACCAUCUCCCUCAGAGCCAGUACCAGGGGAAGCAGCCUAACGUCGAUGAGGAAGGGAAGGCUUGACUGGGUGUAGUUUCGUCUUGAAGUGCUGUCGCGCAUGAUUUGUCUAUCCUUGAAUCGCACGUGUAGUCAAAAUAUGACCAGUUGUUGAAUACUUCGCGUAUCUCUACUAUUUCAAAGGAAGGAAGUUGCAAUAGUAAAAGGUUCAAUAGCAAAG
Aspergillus campestris IBT 28561 is the source of this 2082-nucleotide messenger RNA. Its product is annotated as putative MFS peptide transporter. The transcript has 5 exons. The coding region runs from base 69 to 1928 and encodes 619 amino acids. Gene Ontology annotation, molecular function: dipeptide transmembrane transporter activity. The record is from RefSeq and is a predicted model, not a curated record. NCBI's taxonomy places the organism in Eukaryota, Fungi, Ascomycota, Eurotiomycetes, Eurotiales, Aspergillaceae. Gene Ontology annotation, cellular component: membrane. Gene Ontology annotation, biological process: transmembrane transport.